AUGUCGUCGUCUUCGAACACAGCAUCGGCUUCUACAACGGCUGUCGUGCCCGGUGCAGGCACCAACGGUCGACCCAUCGUCUUCAUGGACAUCUCGAUCGGCGACACCCCUGCUGGCCGUCUCAAAUUCGAGCUCUUCUCCGACAUCGUCCCUCGCACCUCCGAGAACUUCCGUCAGCUGUGCACCGGAGAGUUCCGACCCAACCACGUUCCCGAAGGUUACAAGAACUCGAUCUUCCACCGCAUCAUCAAGGACUUUAUGUGUCAAGGGGGCGAUUUCCUCCACGCCGACGGAACCGGAUCUCGCUCCAUCUACGGCGACAAGUUUGAAGACGAAAACUUCACGUUGAAACACGACCAGGCAGGGCUUCUGAGCAUGGCGAAUUCGGGACCGGCAACGAACGGAUGUCAGUUCUUCAUCACGGCUCAACCGUGUCCGUUCUUGGACGGAAAGCACGUCGUGUUUGGCAAGGUGGUCGAUGGUCUGUUGACGUUGAGAAAGAUGGAGAACGUUCCUACGGGAGCAAAUAACCGUCCGAAGAUGGCGGUUAGAGUGACUCCUGAUCGUGUGCUGAGAUUGCCGAACGUGGACGUCUUUGGACAUGCCGGUCUGCCAGCCGCUAGCGUUGUACGGUACCGCUUCGGCAAGACCCGACAAAGCUUGCUAUCGUGUUUCGCCACGGUUCCUGAGAAGACAGCUCGCAGCUCAACUCCCGAAAACUCAAAGAAUCAGAGAGGCGCACCUCGCCGACGAGUGUUCAAGAAGGAAAAGUGGAACAUGCAAGAUGAUGUCGUGAUCGAUCUGCCUCGCGUGUGCUGUGCCCGCAAAACUCGCUGCGUGGAAAAAAAAAAAAAAACCUCCUGCCACCAAGAACGGGGUCGUAAUCGGGUCUGGUUUCCGGACCAUCGAGCAGCAGUUGUGACGAUAUCGUGCAACACGUUGUGCAGCAGACUUUGCUGUCAUUGGUCCUGUCCGCCCUUCGGUCAAUGCUGUGAUUGCUGCGGCUUGCAAAGACCGACAUGGCACCGAUGCAAGUCAGACAUCAAGAACAGUAACGAGCUUGGCGCUGUGCUCAUUGAAGCAAACAGCGAUCUUAGCUGUGAAGGGAAACAGCAGCCGAUCGACAUAGAAGGGACAAUGUGGUUUGCUGUACAGCACUAG
Messenger RNA from Pseudozyma hubeiensis SY62, 1161 nucleotides. RefSeq lists its product as hypothetical. The transcript is spliced from 3 exons. Gene Ontology annotation, cellular component: intracellular membrane-bounded organelle. Bases 1 to 1161 code for a protein of 386 amino acids. Gene Ontology annotation, biological process: protein peptidyl-prolyl isomerization; protein folding. The record is from RefSeq and is a predicted model, not a curated record. Gene Ontology annotation, molecular function: peptidyl-prolyl cis-trans isomerase activity. NCBI's taxonomy places the organism in Eukaryota, Fungi, Basidiomycota, Ustilaginomycetes, Ustilaginales, Ustilaginaceae.